UCAGGUUGGCAUCAACUUGUUUACAAAAAUCUUAUGACUGUUCUCCGUCGACGACGGCUUUUUUCAUUAGCCUAAAGAAAAUAUGCAAUGAAAAAAUCGGACAUUCCUUGGAUUGAUCGGAUUCCUCUCCAGCACCAUUGGCCACUGGCCAAGAUCACGGAAGCUCGCGAUCAGUCCGAGGAAGAAUGCUGGAAGCGUGCGGCAAGAAGCGGCGUCCGGCCCUGCCGCUGUUGUCCGUGACGCCGGCGCCGUCGAAUGCGUCGUCCGCGAACUCUGUGCAGGAGCCGGCCGCGUUGAACGGCAGUGGACAGCGCAGCCGAGGCAGUUCGCUCGGCUCGAUCAAGAUGUUCCUGAGCCACUCGCCGACCACGUCGCUGCUGCACCUGCCGACCUUCGGCUCGCCCUCCGGCGACAGCAAUGGCUCCAGCAGGCGCUUCAGCUUCAGCCUGCGCCGCUUCUCGUCCCAGACCCUCGCCGCGCCUGACAACGUCAUGGCGGCCAUGGGUCACAGGACGCUGAUCAACCACAUUGUUGACGAUGACCUACGCGGCAUGCAGGACCUUCUCGAGUCCCGCAGGGUCAAUGUCGAUGACCGUGAUGAGAAUGGAACAACUGCUCUCCAAGUAGCAGCAUCACGGGGCAAAAUCGAAUUUGUGAACGAGCUACUCAAUUUCGGGGCAGAGGUGAAUGCCGAGGACCUCGACAACUGGUCAGCGUUGCUGUGUGCCGCCAAAGAGGGCCACACGGACGUGUGCAACCGAUUACUGGACGCGGGUGCAAGCAUCGAGCACAGAGACAUGGGAGGUUGGACAGCCCUUUUGUGGGCCAGUUACAAGGGACGCACUGAAACCGCGGCUCUUUUGCUGGCCCGAGGGGCAGACGUUCACGCUCAGGGCAACUACAACAUUUCAUCCCUGAUCUGGGCUGCUGGAAGGGGACACUCGGAAAUUAUUAGAGAACUGCUGGAGCAUGGGGCCAAAGCUGUCACAGCUGACAAGUGCGGGACAUCAGCUUUAGUAUGGGCAUGCAGAAACGGCAACCCCGAGUCUGUGACCCUUUUGCUGAAGGCUGGAGCUAAUGUAGACGCGAUUGGAAUGAACUCGUGGACUGCCCUGUUAGUGGCCACCGCUGGCGGACACUCUGAGGCCGUCACGCUGCUGUUAAAAGCCAAAGUGAACAUCAACCUGAAGGAUAAGGAUGGCUGCACCGCAUUGGCUGUCGCAUCCAAAGAGGGUUUUCAGGACAUUGUCGAUGCACUUUUGAGUGAAGGCGCUUACAUCAACGUUCAAGAUAGGGCUGGGGAUACCCCACUGAUUCAUGCUGUGAAAGGAGGUCAUCGCCCUGUUGUCGAGUCUUUGCUCAAAAAAUACGCCGACGCUGAUAUCCCUGGCAAGGACCACAAAACUGCUCUUUACUGGGCGGUUGAGAAAGGAAACGCUGCAAUUUUGAAGCUGCUGCUCUCGGUGAACCCUGAUUUGGAAGUGGCCACCAAGGACGGAGACACGGCCCUGCUGAAAGCUGUGCGAAACAGAAACACCGACAUCGUCCAGAUGCUACUCGACAAAAAGGCAAAAGUCACUGCAGCCGACAAGAAAGGCGACACCUGCUUGCACAUUGCCAUGCGCGCCAGAUCGAAAGCUAUUGUUGAAGUUUUGCUUAGGAAUCCAAAGCACAGUCAGCACUUGUAUAGGCCAAACAAGGCUGGUGAAACUCCCUACAAUCUGGACAUGAAGCACAGCAAAACGAUAUUGGGCCAAAUGUUUGGACAACGGCGUUUGAACUCCAGCAGUGAAAAUGAGAAAUUGCUGGGAUACGAUCUGUACGGAGCCGCUAUUGCAGACACACUUAGUGAGCCCUUCCUCACGAUGCCCAUCAUUGUGGGUUUGUUCGCCAAAUGGGGCAGUGGCAAGUCCUUUUUGUUGAACAAACUGAAAGAUGAAAUGAAAGGGUUCGCUAGACAGUGGUGGGUGGAACCAACAUUCUCCUUCACGUCCCUUCUCUUUAUCCUAUUAGUCCAUUUGUCUCUACUAUUGGCUGUAGCUUGCGGACUGGCCGCAAACUCUUGGAUUGUGGGCAGUUCAGUAGGUUUCGGAUUCCUUAUCGGUUGCUAUCUCAUCCUGCUUUUGAUCUGGACUGGAGCUCAAAGAUCCGACUGGAAUUGGCCUUACAAAGUCAGCUCUGCCCUGGCGUAUCGACUCACUCGCAUAGAACUGGUGCUCAGGGUUUUGUUCUGCCACCCCGCCUCGCAAAACCGAGAAAACACCAACGCCAGCCCCAUCAGAUUCUAUUUCAGCGACCAGUCCAAGUUGUCUGCCGCGGCAGGCAGAGAGGCAUCGCUUAUGAACUUGAUUGGCUCACUGUAUGACGCUUUGGAGAAGGAUUACGGCACUUGGGCGCCCAGACUAUAUCGUGCAUUUAGACCUGAGCCUAUGAGGUCCACCUGGCAGUGGAGAAGACUCUGCUGCUUGCCUUACUUUGUCAUUUGGCUCAUGCUGUACACCUGCGCUUUACUGCUCGCCUUGGGUAUCGGAUUUUGGCUGCGAGCCUCGUCAAGCAAAAACGAGAUUGAGACAUGGAGUAUUCAGGCUGCUGUGGUUACUCUAGGCCUAGUAUUAAGUGUCGCGAUCGUUGCUAACCUCUUCACUGUCGGUCGAGCAAUUCAGAGCCUAGUGCUAUCCCAAAAGCGUCAGCUGCAAAAUACCAUUUCUAACAGCAAAGGCGAAGGCUUCAUCCACCAACUGAGAGCUGAAGUGAACCUCAUGACUAACAUGGUUGAGUGUCUAGAUUCGUUUUCUGGUCAGCAAACCAGACUGGUUGCCGUGAUUGACGGUUUGGAUACAGCAGAGCAAGACAAAGUUUUACAAGUCCUGGAUGCCGUUGGUACCCUUUUCAACGAGGCGAAUGCGCCCUUCAUAGUACUCCUGGCCAUUGAUCCUCACAUCAUAGCUCGUGCCCUGGAAUCCAAUAGUCAAAGGGUUUUCUCAGAAGGGCCCAUCUCAGGCACCUCCUACAUGCGCAAUCUCGUUCAUUUGCCAUUCUAUCUGCAAAAUUCGGCCAUCAACCGCGCCAAGGUGGCCAUGCAGUGGUCCUCCCGCCGCCAAGACGACUCUGCAUUGCUUGUUUCCCGGAGAUUGUCUUCUGAGUCAACCGCAGGAGACCGCUUGAAGGCACCAAACAACGCAAGGAAAGGCUCAAGCAACACAAGGAGGCUGUGGUCCAGCGAAAGCGUCGCCAGCUCUCUGGCAUCUAAUUUGAACAGGGUUGGCAUCGGCAUGGAUGCCGGUUCCAAGGGGUUUAUGAUCACUGACGAUUACUUCUCAGAUGUCAACCCAAAGUCAUUAAGGAGACUGAUGAAUGUUAUGCACAUCACAGUUCGGUUGUUAAGGUCAUUCAAAGUGGAAGUGAGCUGGUACCAUGUUUCGAUUUGGAUUAAUCUGGUUGAGCAGUGGCCUUAUCGUUUGUCUUGGAUGAUACUGUACAUGGAAGCUUUUGAAGAGGCUCUCGACGAUAGCGCCUCUUUGAGAAGUGUCUAUGAGAAGGUCAAGGUUUAUGUACCACAAAGUAGAGAAGCAGAGCCUUUACUUGAGAUGGAUGCUGAUGAGAAAAAGCUGGAAAUCUUUCUGGCAAACCACCGGAGCAACCUGCUUGUCUGCCACAUGCGCCUCUACCUACCUUUCACCAUAAAUCUUGAUCCCUUUUUGAAACGAGUCAUCAAAGACGACAACGUGGGCAUCGAAGACAUCUUAGCAGCUCAGGUGCAGCAGGAUGGCGCGAGCGCUGCAGCCGCCAAGCCGCCAGCACUGCUGAGGAGACCGAGGACGUACGCGAGAGCAGCGCCGACACCGCCAAGUCAGGCGAUUGUCUAUCCACAGAUGCCUCAGAUGCCUCACCAGCCUGGUCCGAUCAUGAACUGGCCCAACCCUUGGGAGUCGCCUAUGAUAAUUCAGCCGAGACCACCGAUACCGAUGCCCAACAUCCAAGUCAACCCUGAGGAUACCAAGCUGUCGGGAAUGUCUGUGGAUGGAUUCUGCGACUUUUUGAACUCCGUUGACGAUCUGAGUCCGAGCACUGUGACCAAUCUCCAGAAAUCCCUCAAGGAAAACAACAUUGGAGGAAAGGUGUUAGCAAUGUGUGAUUUGAACGAGCUCAAAAAUGUUGUUCAUCUCAAUUUUGGAGAUUGGGAAAUAUUCAAGUGGUUAAUAUUGUCACUCCGCCAACAAGAGAUUGUAAAUCCUGUAGAAGAGAGAAACCUAGUACGAUUUGCUCCCGUUCAACGUUCGCUGAGUUCAAAACCAGGAAUGUCUGGCGACACCAAGGAGACAACAAAACCAAGCAGAAUUGAUACGCGGCAGAAGCAGUCAAUGCUUGAGAAACAAGUUUCAAUGGAGGAGCAAAUGAUUUCCAAGGCCCUACGCACUCUGAGUGAAGAGGCCUCUGAAGACGUGCUGGAAGAGCCUGGAACGCCGCUCUUGACAUCGACCAACUCGCCAGCACAGAUUGACACUCCUGGUAGUACGAGACGCCUGCUGCGGCCGUCAGAGAAGAACAAGCGGCCAGUCUCUCUCCUUGUGGCCGGCCCACAAGACGAAAACAUUCUCUUCCCUGAAGUAUCCACCCCUCCCGCUUCUCCUCGCCGCAUUUCUGCGCUUCGGCGUUCACUUGCCCCGUCAAUGACACCCGCCUCCAGCCUGGAGAAAAUCAAGGACCGAAUUUUCCGCUCCAGAGACAAUCACGAAGAACCGCACCUCAGUGCUGAUGAAAGCACCCCCUUGGUGUCCGAGGUUUCCUCUCCCGUCACCGUUCUUCCGGUCACAAUCACCUCACCUCCAUCUCUGUCGCCUGCCUCUUCUGCCGUGUCACUUUCUUCCCAAACCCCUGAACAAAUAGACUUGAAAAACAAGGAUGACAAUUUACCAGAGACACAAGUUUAAUUUACAGCAUAUGCUUGUUUUAGUUCCAUACUGCUUUAAAUUUUGCAUUAGAGCUCAUGUUCGAUCUCUUGUAAAUUUUAGCGCUUCUUAUUGUGAUGACUAUAGUGUGAUUCUUUUGCCAAAAUAUAUAUUUAUUUCUGCCUCCAGA
Messenger RNA from Cloeon dipterum, 5079 nucleotides. RefSeq names its product Ankyrin repeat-rich membrane spanning (gene Arms). Lineage: Eukaryota; Metazoa; Arthropoda; Insecta; Ephemeroptera; Baetidae. The transcript has 17 exons. The coding region runs from base 186 to 4931 and encodes 1581 amino acids. The record is from RefSeq and is a predicted model, not a curated record. Gene Ontology annotation, molecular function: protein kinase regulator activity; PDZ domain binding.